Rhagoletis zephyria (snowberry fruit fly) is the source of this 993-nucleotide messenger RNA. NCBI's taxonomy places the organism in Eukaryota, Metazoa, Arthropoda, Insecta, Diptera, Tephritidae. The record is from RefSeq and is a predicted model, not a curated record.
AUGUCAGCGCAAAUGAGCACGCUUCUUCGGCUGAUUGCCAAACCCAACAGCAUCCACACCAUCGUUUCCAGAUCCAACUACAGUUCCACCCGUAAUGCCCUCAAGAUUGGCUCGCACACCAAAGUCAUCUGCCAGGGAUUCACGGGCAAACAGGGCACCUUCCACUCGAAGCAGGCCAUCGAGUAUGGCACCCAAAUGGUCGGCGGCGUUUCGCCCAGCAAGGGUGGACAGUCACACCUGGGCUUGCCAGUCUUUGCUUCCGUCACCGAGGCUAGAGAGAAGACCGGCGCUGAUGCCACCGUUAUCUACGUGCCUGCUUCUGGCGCCGCUGCGGCUAUUAUGGAGGCCUUAGAUGCGGAGAUCCCGCUGAUUGUCUGCAUCACCGAGGGAAUCCCUCAGCUGGACAUGGUCAAGGUGAAGCACCGUCUCGUGCGUCAGAACAAGUCUCGUCUUAUUGGACCUAACUGCCCGGGCAUCAUCAAGCCUGGCGAAUGCAAAAUUGGCAUCAUGCCCGGUCACAUUCACUCGAAGGGCAAGAUUGGCAUCGUCUCGCGUUCGGGCACCCUGACCUACGAGGCUGUCCACCAGACCACCGAAGUUGGCCUUGGCCAGUCGCUGUGCGUCGGCAUCGGCGGUGAUCCCUUCAACGGCACUGACUUUAUUGACUGUCUGGAGAUUUUCCUCAAUGAUCCAGAAACCAAAGGAAUUAUUCUCAUUGGUGAGAUUGGCGGUAACGCCGAAGAGCUUGCGGCUGAGUACCUGAAGAAGAACAACUCUGGCUCGAGUGGAAAGCCCGUGGUGUCCUUCAUCGCCGGCCUCACCGCUCCCCCUGGUCGCCGAAUGGGCCACGCCGGUGCCAUCAUUGCUGGUGGAAAGGGAGGUGCCCAGGAGAAGAUUGACUCGCUGGAGUCAGCCGGAGUGCGCGUCACUAGAUCGCCAGCUCAGAUGGGCGCCACUCUUCUCGAGGAGAUGAAGAAGCGCGGUCUCGCUUAA